CCAAUACUGCAAUCUGUACAAGAUGCAAAUCUCUUUUCUGAUUCUAAAUACUUUGUGGAUAUGCCACUUAAAAUCGAUCCUGUUUCGACUUUGAAAGAUUUUUAUCAACUAGGAGACAAGAUAAAGAAUCUUUCAAUAUUAAGACAGUUCGUUGACGAACAUUUCGAUGAACCUGGCAUGGAACUAGUUGAAUAUUAUCCAGAAGACUGGGAUGCUUUCCCAUCCAGCUUUCUCAAAAUUCAAGAUUAUAAACUUCGUAGAUGGGCACUUCAUUUGCAUCGUAUUUGGCGUGAUCUUUGUAGGAAAGUAAAAGAUGAUGUUAGACAGCAUCAAGAGCUUUAUUCCUUACUCUAUGUGCCUCAUCCAUUUAUCAUUCCAGGUGGACGUUUUCGUGAAUUUUAUUAUUGGGAUUCGUUUUGGAUAUUAAAAGGUCUUCUUUUCUCAGAAAUGCAAGAAACAGCAAAAGGGAUUAUAAGAAAUUUGGCUUAUAUGGUCGAAAAUCAUGGUUUCGUUCCGAAUGGUGGUCGUGUUUAUUAUUUGAUAAGAUCUCAACCUCCAUUACUCUCUCCUAUGCUUUAUGAAUAUUAUUUAGCCACGGGCGAUUUGGAUUUUGUUUUAGAGAUUCUGCCUAUACUCGAAAAGGAGUAUAACUUUUGGCUUUUAAAUCGCGCUGGAUCUUUCUAUAAUGAAGAGAAAUCAGAAAAUUUUGUUUAUUUUCAACAUCGCGCUGUCAUGAAAACACCACGACCAGAAUCUUAUCGAGAAGAUAUGGAUUUAGUUAAAAAUCUUAGUACAAAAGCCGAGAGAGAGCUAAUGUGGUCAAAUGUGGCAUCAGCAGCAGAAACUGGUUGGGAUUUUAGUACGAGAUGGUUUGCUCAGAGUGGCCCAUCAAUGCAUCAUAUGAAAUCUAUUCGGACUAUUUCUAUUGUUCCUGUCGAUUUGAAUGCAUUUAUGUGCAUAAAUGCUCGUAUACUUGCAGCACUUUUUGAAAUAACGGGAAAUUUCACCAAAGUCUUAUUAUAUCAAGCGCGUUAUGAGCAAGCAAAGUUUGCAAUGAAAGAAAUGCACUGGAAUGAAACUGAUGGUAUUUGGUAUGAUUAUGAUCUUGAUUCAAAGUUGCAUUCAAAUACUUAUUAUGUCUCUAAUGCUCUACCACUUUAUGCAAAAUGCUAUGAUGAAGAUGACGUUGUUCCACAUAGAGUCUAUGAAUAUCUUAAGAGAGAAGGUAUUUUAAAUUUUACAAAAGGCUUGCCAACAUCACUAGCAAUGGGAAGUGAGCAGCAAUGGGAUAAGGAAAACGCUUGGCCACCAAUGGUACAUAUGGUUAUUGAGGGUUUCAGAACCACAGGCGAACCGGAACUCAUGCAGGCUGCUGAAAAAAUGGCAACUCAAUGGCUGGCUGUAACGUACAAAUCAUAUAUACGAACACAUUCUAUGUUUGAAAAAUAUAAUGUAUCUGCACUUAUUGAAGAAACCAGUGGCGGUUCAGGAGGCGAAUAUGAAGUUCAGACAGGAUUCGGAUGGACUAAUGGUGUAAUCUUAGACUUACUGGAUAAAUAUGGCGAUAAAAUGACUUCAGCGGCAAUUAAAUUACAUGGAUUUGGUGUUAUUUUCAUUUUUUUGAUAUUUUAUGUAAAUUUCUUAUGA
Dracunculus medinensis (Guinea worm) is the source of this 1647-nucleotide messenger RNA. The record is from the annotation of a GenBank genome assembly. Lineage: Eukaryota; Metazoa; Nematoda; Chromadorea; Rhabditida; Dracunculidae.